Messenger RNA from Sparassis crispa, 1218 nucleotides. Its product is annotated as DUF21-domain-containing protein. Gene Ontology annotation, biological process: magnesium ion homeostasis. NCBI's taxonomy places the organism in Eukaryota, Fungi, Basidiomycota, Agaricomycetes, Polyporales, Sparassidaceae. Gene Ontology annotation, cellular component: intracellular membrane-bounded organelle. The record is from RefSeq and is a predicted model, not a curated record. Bases 1 to 1218 code for a protein of 405 amino acids. The transcript has 14 exons.
AUGCUACUCCCACUUGUUCGUGCGCAAGCCCACCUCGGAGACCCAGCUGGUUCUCCUGACUUCUGGUUCAAGAUGGUCGUGAGUGUCGGACUCGUUCUCGCUGGCGGUGUCUUUGCUGGGUUGACACUUGGUCUCAUGGGACUAGACGAACUCCACCUCCGUGUCCUGGCCGCCUCAUCGGAUGAGCCACAAGAGCGAGUGAAUGCACAGAAAGUCCUCAGGCUUCUUACGCGUCGCCGCCACUGGGUCCUUGUGGUCCUCCUCCUAGGGAACGUCAUCGUGAAUGAAAGCUUGCCCAUAUUCCUUGAUGGGGCUCUCGGUGGCGGAUUACUAGCCGUUGUCAUCUCGACAACUCUGAUUGCCCCCAUUGCGUGGCCGAUUUCGAAGCUUCUGGAUUGGGUUUUGGGCGCAAAUGAUGCGCAUACAUAUAAAAAGGCUGAACUCAAGUCGUUCUUGGCGUUCCAUCGACAAGGAGAAGAGCCAUUACGAGACGAUGAGAUUAGCAUCCUGAACGGUGUACUCGAGCUCAACAACAAGCAUGUGGAAUCGAUCAUGACGCCCAUGGCGGAUGUGAUGACGGUUAGCUCUGAUCAGAUCUUGGACCAUGACACUGUUGAAUCUAUUCUACGAAGUGGAUAUUCGCGCAUUCCGGUACAUGCACCCGGGAGGCCACUAGCAUUCAUAGGAAUCCUGCUUCUGAAGAAGUUGUCCGUAUAUGACCCAUCACAGGCCCUUCCUGUCUCGAAGUUCCCGCUGUCUAUCCUACCCGAAGCGCACCCUUCUAUCAACUGUUUUCAGGCGCUGGAUUACUUCCAAACCGGCCGCGCACAUCUCCUGCUACUGAGUAAAGCACCGGGCGUGGAAGGUGGUGCCAUCGGCGUGAUCACUCUCGAAGACAUUAUCGAGGAAAUCAUCUCGGAAGAGAUCGUUGACGAGACUGAUCGGUACGAAGACAAUCAGAGCAAGCGCCGCGCCAGGCGUCUGAAGAACGCAACAGUCAUGCGAGGAAUCGUGGAGUACCACACGAGUAGGGCGAACUCACUGUCGGCAGGCACUGAACGGACACCACUCCUCAUCGGCAAUCAGAGUCCCGCUGUCGGCGCUCUCGCUGAAGCGCACAUACCAGAGGUGGACGGAUUGGGAGAGUGCCUGAACCACGUGAACGGAAAUACGCCGCAUAGUGGGACUGUUGUUGUUGGCUCGCCUUCGGCGGCAUAG